Messenger RNA from Echinops telfairi (small Madagascar hedgehog), 1246 nucleotides. RefSeq names its product coiled-coil domain containing 24 (gene CCDC24). The record is from RefSeq and is a predicted model, not a curated record. Lineage: Eukaryota; Metazoa; Chordata; Mammalia; Afrosoricida; Tenrecidae. The transcript is spliced from 8 exons. Bases 17 to 1048 code for a protein of 343 amino acids.
GCCGCGCGGGCGGGCCAUGUCCCAGGACUCCCUGUCGCUGUGGCAGCUGGUGGAGGAGCAUGUGCCACUCCCGGAGCGGCCCGAAGUGAAGAGGCUCCUGGGGGAAGCGGCGGUGGACCUCAGCCUGGAACUGCGAGCCGAGCCCUUCUUGCAGGUGGCCGUCCUGCGGGAACUGCUCCUUGAAGCUCCAUCCUCCAAAAGUGCCACUGUGGGCCCUGCCUCCGACCCCUGUGCCCUACUGGCACCACCGCCCCUUAUAAGGGAGCUUGUGCGUCAGGAACUCUGGCACCUGCUCCAAGGACUCCGACACAAGGCCAUCUGCCAGGGCAGGGACCAGGCCCAAGCGUGGGCCGCGUACAGCCCCAGGGUGGUGCGCUUUGCUCUGGAGGAGCCCCGCCAGGAUUCCCCGGAGCAGGAGAUACUGGGAAUGCGAGCUCACCAGCCCAGCAGCAGCCGCGGGGACCUCCGUGUCCUCAGGGACCAGCUGAACCCGUCUGAUAUCGACCAGGUUGCCGGGCACCUGCGGGGCCUCCUGGAGGAUGAGUGUCGCACCUUGGAGAGGGAGAUCGCCAUCCUGCAGGGUUGCCUGUUAAAGGAGUACACGCGGACAUCCCAGCCCCCCGAGACGGCCCUAGAGCCCACCCUGGCAGAGCUCCGAGAGCAGAAGAAGAUCAUGGAACAGGACCUGCAGGCCCCCCUGGCGCUCUCCCCCGCCUCCCCCAGCCACAGGCAGCGGCCAUCAGGCUGGCCCCUCUCCCUGGUCCCGCAGGCCGUGAGGCCUUCCCUCCAGGAUCCCAGGCCCUUUCCUGGCCCCUGUGGGGCUGCAGGACUUUGGGCUGGGCCUUUCCACGUGCCUACGCCUCCUUCGGAGUGCUGCCCCCGACCUCGAGGCCUAGCUACCACCUGCCGCUGGGGACGGCAGCUCCAGGGUGGCACCAGGGAAAGCCCAGCUCCCACUACAGUGCCCAGUGCCAUGCCCCAGGCCUCGCCGGAAGGACUGCUUACAAGUAGGCUUCUAGAAAUCGCCCCAUCUUCUACCAUCUCUUAGCCGCCGGCUUCUGAUCUAGUCUGGAAUGAGCUAGACCCCAUGGCCCCAAGGCUGUCUGUCCACCUGUCUGGCUGCACACACCCCCCCCAUGCCCCCUGCCCCAGCACCCAGUAUCUGGAACCAGGGGGAAGGUUGUCCAUUCUAGCCAUCAGCCCCCAACAAAGGCCUUCCAGACAGAGGUCCCGUCCCAGGUCCCAG